AAAAACACACACAAGAAAACCCUUUAUCCAAGAAACAUGGAUGAAGGCUUAGCAUUAGUGUUGUACGGCUGCAAGUUGGCCAAAGACCUGGAACAGAAUCUGCCACAUCUCGCACGCCACCCCGAUACUCUCCUCAUGUCUUGCGAAGACAUCAUUAGAGUUUUUACCAACGUUAAGGAGAGGUUAGUGUCUCGGGGCCAGACGAAUGUUCCUAGGCAGCCACAAGAGCUGCAACGCCUCGAUGAUGACAUUGGCGUUGGCAUUCAAGAAUGGUUGAGGUCGGGAAUGGUGGUGGAACAGGAGCAGCCGUCAGGGCUGGAGUUCGUCGUUCGUGGAUUGAGUGGUGGAGGGGACGCGGGCAGGAGUUUGAGCGGUGGCACAAGCCGGGACGUUCAACAUCCCCUAAUAAAUGCACCGGAUUCCAACAGAACUUCAUCAUCAUCGCAGAGACAGAGGAGGAGAAAGGAUGAAGGUGAGAAAAUAGUGAAGAGGGUUCCUGCUCCUCAGAUGGGAAAUCUUGAUCUUCCUCCAGAGGACGGUUACACGUGGCGGAAAUACGGUCAAAAAGAAAUUCUCGGGUCCAAAUAUCCAAGGAGUUAUUACAGGUGCACCCACCAAAAAUUCUAUGAAUGCCCCGCCAAGAAGCAAGUCCAACGAUUAGAUGAUGAUUUCUUCACAUUCGAGGUCACCUACCGGGACAACCACACCUGCCACAUGUCUUCCACCGCCCCUUCCGCAGCCGUUCCAGUACCCGGGCCGCCCUUGCCACCAGCCACCACCACCGCCGUGCACCCCCCGGUACUACCCUUCUCUUCCUCCCUCCCUACUACUCAUCAUGACUGGCUCUCCAUGCAAAUCUUUCAUGAUCUUGGCGGCGUUUCCGCCGGCGGCAGCAGCACGGGAGCUGGAAGUUCCUCCGCCCCAAGGUUCCCGGACUACCAGCUGCCGGUGGCGGAUAUGGCUGAGACAAUGUUUAAUUCUGGCAGCACCAGCAGCAAUAGCAUGGAUCUCAUUUUCUCGUCCAUGGAUGACAAGUGGGAUUCAGAAGAAAAGAAAGACUGAAUUAAUUAAUUGUCAGAUAAUAAAAAAAGGAAAUAAAAAAAAAAAAGAGUAGUGAUCUUGUAGCAAAAAAAGAUUAAUUAUUAAUAUCUUAUUAGGUAGAUAAUUAUUGACCUCUAAUUAAUUAGUAACUUUGAUAAUUAAACACACUCAUACAUAUUAAUUAUACCCUUCAAGUUUUAUUUUCCAAUUAUUUCUUACCUAGAUUUAUUGUAUGUUUUGUAGUUGAUUUGAUUCAUUAUUCAGUUUGAAAUUGACAAUUAAUAUAACGUUGCUAGAUAGAUAUAGUUGUUCC
Messenger RNA from Sesamum indicum (sesame), 1354 nucleotides. It is a transcript of the gene WRKY55, whose product is annotated as WRKY DNA-binding protein 55. Gene Ontology annotation, biological process: regulation of DNA-templated transcription. Lineage: Eukaryota; Viridiplantae; Streptophyta; Magnoliopsida; Lamiales; Pedaliaceae. Gene Ontology annotation, molecular function: transcription cis-regulatory region binding; DNA-binding transcription factor activity. Gene Ontology annotation, cellular component: nucleus. The record is from RefSeq and is a predicted model, not a curated record.